Molecule: messenger RNA, 842 nt
Organism: Meleagris gallopavo (turkey)
Lineage: Eukaryota; Metazoa; Chordata; Aves; Galliformes; Phasianidae
Source: RefSeq, a predicted model, not a curated record
CCUGGAGACAUUUCAAGUUUGCAGAUAAGAGGUUCUCCUCCCUGUAGUGCCUGUCGUGAUGAUUUCCAGAACGAGUUCUCUGGAAUGUUUUGAUGAAGGGAACGCUAAAAGUUUCAGAUCACUGCAGUCUUCACCGUAGCCAGCAACUUGUACUUGAGGAUCCUGGAAAUACUUUCAAAGAGCGGGAAAUACUUAAGGUUGCUGACCACUUGCCAGACUUCCUCUCCAAGCUGUUUAAAUGAGAAUGUCCCUGGCACAAAGAGUACUACUGACAUGGCUUUUUACAUUACUCUUCCUCAUCAUGCUGGUGCUGAAGUUGGAUGAGAAAGCACCAUGGAACUGGUUCCUCAUUUUCAUUCCAGUCUGGAUAUUUGAUACUAUUCUUUUAGUUAUGUUAAUUGUAAAGAUGGCUGGACGUUGCAAGUCUGGCUUUGACCCUCGCAACGGCUCCCAGAACAUCAAGAAGAAAACUUGGUAUCUCAUUGCAAUGCUGCUUAAAUUGGCCUUCUGCCUCGCCCUCUGUGCUAAGCUGCAGCAAUUCACCACGAUGAAAUUAGCCUAUGUAUUUAUCCCAUUGUGGGCCUUGCUUAUUGGGGGUAUGAUUGAACUUGGAUACAAUAUUUUUUACGUAAGAAGAGACUAAGCUGUGUGUGGCUCUCCACUUGGAGAUUUGGUACUGAUUUGCUGGAUUAUUAGUUCUGCCACAAACGUGGUCCCUAAGCCAGAAUGCCACCUAAGGAAACACUCUGGAGACGUGACCUAUGCCAGGCUGAAGACCAGAAGUAGACUUGUACCAUUUUUUAUUUUCAAAUGGUCAUGUAAAUAAAAGCAUUUGUUCCAGA